Molecule: messenger RNA, 2508 nt
Organism: Symbiodinium sp. CCMP2592
Lineage: Eukaryota; Dinophyceae; Suessiales; Symbiodiniaceae
Source: the annotation of a GenBank genome assembly
AUGUACUUUCCCGAAAUUGCUGUCACUUUGCAGACGACUUCUGCAGGACUCCUGCCCGCCUGGGAACUUUUGUCGCUUCAGGCCAUAUCAACAGUCUUUCAGAUCGAAAUCGUGCACGCAGGAGGCUUGGCGUUGACGGCGUACCAGGCCGUGAGCUGGGUCGGCCGAGUCCUUCUGACUGUCCUCGACAACCUUUGCAGUGUUUGGUGCUGCGCUCUGCAGGGGAGGAAGCGCUUCGGUGCUCCCCUCGGUGGGCGGACGCGCCGCGCUCCGGCGCUCCCCCACGGGCCGGAGAAGCGUUCGCGCCACAAGGGUGGCAAAGGAAAGCCCGGCAAGGGCAAGGCCAAGAAAGGCCGAUCGAAGGGCCAGUCGGCCCGGAAGGAGGAGAAGGACCGCCCUGCUGGUGAGCCGGACCAGCAGCUUGUGGCAAAGGCAAAGAAGAGGCCGAACAAGAGCCAGAGGAGAGGAAGACGAUCGAACAAAGCACUGCUGAAGAGAGCCGAGCAGGGCUUUGAGAAAGACUCCGAGGAGCUGGUGAGGAGGACAGCGGCUGCCAAGCCAAAGCCUACGAGGAGGCACCGGCUGAGGAUCACUCCAAGAGUGGAGCAGUUCAAGGAGCAGUGGGCUUCUCUUUCCUUCAGGGAGAGAGUGGCGGCCCAGAGGGAACUCAGGGAGAGCGGUCUGUUGCCCCCUGGGUCGGUCGGCGAGCAUAUCCUGAAGCCCUUCCAGGAUCCCUGCUCGACCUGUGACGAGCGGCAGAAGGCUCAGAAGCCUCACGUGCUGCAGGCGGAGCCUCUUUAUAAAGAGGACGACGCAGACGACGAGGAGGAAGAGCCGGAGGAGCUUCGGGGGCAGCUCCAGCAGUCUGCUGAGCUGACCCAGGCACUGCAGGCGCAGCUGGGAGAUCCAGCAGCCUUCAACGACUGGAUCUUCAUCCUCCGGUCGUACCUCUCUGCUAUGGAUCAAAGGUACCAAGCCCUUCUGCAGCGUGCGGAAAUUUCAGCCACCGGGCUGUGGAAUAGAACGCUGGAUGCAACGGAGAAAGGCCUUUGCACGCAACUAUACUUUUUACUUGUGAUGCUUUGUCGCGACCGUGCGCUUGACAAGUUGCACAAUGCUGGGGCAAGCGGAAGGCCUAGAGGCCUAGAAGCCCUCCGCCAACUUUAUAUGGAAUAUAACCCCAAGCUGUCGUCGCGCUAUGUGGGCCUGCUCUUGGAGAUUCUUCGGUACCGCUUUGAAGGCGACCUCGUGUCCUGUGUGGAGGCCUUCGAGAGUAAGGUAAGGGAGUACGAGAAGCAGAGUGGCAAGGAGGUGGAGGAUGACACCAUCAUCGGCAUUGUCAUCCUUGGUAUGGCGGAUGCUGCGGUGAAGGAGCACCUGGUCCGGCACGCGAGCAGGCUGGACACAUGGGGAAAGAUGCUCUGGAGAGAUCCUGGAGAUAGCCAGGACACAGCAGGGCGAUUGGAGGGCAACGUGCCCAAGGCAAAAGGCGUGUGUAUCACGGCCGAGCGGCUGAUCAAGUACGGCCGGACCAAGGGCUGCGACGCUCCUCGGCAGUGGGAGAGAACGUUCUCGUCCCAGCGACCUCCCAAGAAGGAUCACGGGCCUGGAUGGCAGCCGGCCGCUCGGAUGGAAGCCUCGGAAGUUCCCCCUUCGAGCCCAAGGUCUCCUAGCAGGAAGCGAGAGGCCGACGGCUCGCACCGCAAGGAGAUGACGAUCGCGGGCCUGCCCAUUCUUCACGAGUGGCGUGUGGAGCCCGACCUUUUGACCACCGUCCUGGCCGCGACCUACGACGAAAGGACAGGAGAGCUUCUAGAUGAGGAAGAUGACAUCAGCUACCAGGAGGCCAGGAGCAAGGGCCUUAGGCUGGUGAAGUCGCGGUGGGUGGACACCGCCAAGGAGAUCAACGGCAAGCCCGGCGAGGUGAACACCUACAAGCGGGAGGAUGUGUCAAUGGGCACUCCCCCUUUGAGGGUGCACCGUGCGGUGAUGUCGCACGCAGCGACCGCGAAGCCAGGACAGAAGGUGAGCAAGAAGCUGGUGGCGCGGUACGAUGUGAGCGUGGCAUUUUUCCACGCUGAGAACAGCGAAAGAAUCGGCGUGAUUCCGCCGACUUCGGAAGGCACUCCUGAUAUCAUGUGGGAGUUGCGCAAGGCGAUGAAUGGAACGCGGGAGGCAUCCCGCCAAUGGGGUGAGAAGAUCAGGAAGGUGAAGAAAAGCAAUGGGUAUGAUGAGCUACUCCUAUGCCCCAACACCUACUACUUUGGUGCCGGUGACGUGGCGCUCUCGUGCCACGGAGAUGACUUCUUGGCAAGUGGUGAGGCGACUGAGCUGGAUCGCCUAGAUGAGAUCAUCAUGAAGAACUACGAAGUGAAAGUGUUGCCUCGCAUCGGGGACCCGAACCAUGGAGGGACAGGUAGGCACCUUGGUCGUGUGAUCACGUGGACAGGCUCUGGGUUCACUUGGGAAGCGGACCCGAAGUACCUGAACAGGUUGUGGAGGAGCUGA